CAUCGCCUGUGCGUCCGGAAGUGACUGUUCCUGCUCCAGGGAGGGCCGCCCGGGCCUACCCUGCCUGGGCGCAGCUAGGCAAACUGAUGCGGUCCGGACCGGGUGACCAUGGCGGUGUUUCAUGACGAGGUGGAGAUCGAGGACUUUCAAUAUGACGAGGACACGGAGACGUAUUUCUACCCCUGCCCCUGUGGGGAUAACUUCUCCAUCACCAAGGAAGAUUUGGAAAAUGGAGAAGAUGUGGCAACGUGUCCUAGCUGCUCACUCAUUAUAAAAGUGAUUUAUGACAAAGAUCAGUUCAUGUGUGGAGAAACAGUCCCAGCUCCUUCAACCAACAAAGGGUUAGUUAAGUGCUGAGGACACUCUCAGAACCCACGUCCAGAACAGCCCAGGUGGCUGGAUCCGGUGCAGAGUUACCAACCUCCUCAGUGGGCAGCUGUCCUGUGGAUGGCCUCAUGGGUGUGAUCUACAUCAGCCACUGACCUCGGCGUGAAGAAAUGAGCCUGUGACACGUCAGGCCCGGAUUCCAUGCUUACCUGAACUGGCAGGAUUCCUCACUGUCCAUCUGAAUUUAAGGAAGAGCCCUGUGAACUGAUGGUUUUUCCUUCAAUUGGUUGCAUCAUUUGAAUAUCUGAAAAUUCAUUUUCUGGAAAUAACAUCAUCCGCUCAGUCCUGA
This is a messenger RNA of Rattus rattus (black rat), 676 nucleotides long. RefSeq names its product diphthamide biosynthesis 3 (gene Dph3). Lineage: Eukaryota; Metazoa; Chordata; Mammalia; Rodentia; Muridae. Gene Ontology annotation, biological process: protein histidyl modification to diphthamide. The coding region runs from base 109 to 357 and encodes 82 amino acids. Gene Ontology annotation, molecular function: metal ion binding. The record is from RefSeq and is a predicted model, not a curated record. The transcript is spliced from 3 exons.